Messenger RNA from Penicillium atrosanguineum, 4365 nucleotides. RefSeq lists its product as uncharacterized. The record is from RefSeq and is a predicted model, not a curated record. Lineage: Eukaryota; Fungi; Ascomycota; Eurotiomycetes; Eurotiales; Aspergillaceae. Gene Ontology annotation, cellular component: membrane. The transcript has 3 exons. The coding region runs from base 1 to 4365 and encodes 1454 amino acids. Gene Ontology annotation, biological process: transmembrane transport. Gene Ontology annotation, molecular function: ATP hydrolysis activity; ATP binding; ABC-type transporter activity.
AUGAAUGCCGACGACGAGGUCGGCAAUACUUCCAGUCCCAGUGCGGAGAAGAGGGAAGCGGAGGUUCAUCAGCUGGCUAGACACCUUACGGAGCAGAAAAUCUAUUCGAACACGGGGAAAAGUCCCUUUGCUGCAGAAGCAGGAUCUGCCUUGGACCCCAAUGGCGAAAAGUUCAAUGCUCGGGCGUGGUGCAAGGCCAUGCUGCAGAUGCAAAUCGAGGACAAGCAGGCACAUCCGCUGCGAACCCUGGGUGCCGCUUUCAACAAUCUCAAUGUGCAUGGCUUUGGUUCCGACACGGAUUACCAGAAAAGCGUCGGCAAUGUCUGGCUAGAGGCGCUCGGCCUGGCAAGAAAAGUCCUCGGUCAAGAGGAACACAAGAUUCAUAUCUUACAGGACCUGGAAGGACUGGUGGAGGCUGGAGAGAUGCUGGUGGUUCUUGGGCCUCCUGGAUCGGGAUGCUCGACUUUCUUGAAGACCAUCGCUGGAGAGACCUAUGGCUUUCAUAUCGACAAGAACUCAACACUCAAUUUCCAAGGUGUGAGCGCAAAGCAAAUGGCCCACGAGUUCAGAGGAGAAGCCAUCUACACCGCGGAGGUUGACGUCCACUUCCCCAAGCUCACCGUUCAAGAUACUCUCUACUUUGCUGCGCGCGCUCGAGCACCACGGCACAUUCCUGGGGGGUUGAGCGCGACCCAGUAUGCCAGCCACAUGCGAGACGUGAUCAUGGCCAUGUUCGGUAUCAGCCACAUAAGGAAAACGAUCGUCGGAAAUGACUUCAUUCGAGGUGUGUCUGGUGGAGAGCGCAAGCGGGUCAGUAUCGCCGAAGCUUGCCUGAGCAACGCGCCGCUGCAAUGUUGGGACAACUCCACCCGCGGUCUUGACAGUGCGAAUGCCAUCGAGUUCUGCAAGACGUUGCGCAUGCAGACAGACAUUAAUGGCACUACUGCCUGUGUCUCUCUGUACCAAGCUCCUCAGGCCGCCUACAACUAUUUCGAUAAAGUCCUAGUUCUCUAUGAAGGUCGCGAAAUCUACUUCGGUCACACACGAACGGCGAAGCAAUACUUCCUUCAUAUGGGCUUUGUCUGCCCCGACCGGCAAACCGAUGCCGAUUUCCUCACAUCUAUGACUAGCCACCUCGAGCGUGUCGUGCAAAAAGGCUAUAAAGACCGUGUACCUCGUACACCGGAAGAGUUCGCUGCGCGAUGGAAGGCCUCUCAAGAGCGAGCACAGCUUGUGCAAGACAUUGAGAGAUAUAAUACAAAGUUUGCAGUGGGUGGUGAAUAUCUGGACAAGUUCAAGGAAUCUCGGCGAGCUCAGCAAGCCAAGGUUCAGCGUGUAUCGUCACCCUACACUCUUUCCUAUGUGCAACAGGUGAAACUAUGCCUGUGGCGUGGAUGGCAACGGUUGAAGGCUGAUCCAAGCGUCACAAUCUCUUCGUUAUUCGGAAAUACUAUCAUGGCCCUCGUUAUCGCCAGUAUUUUCUACAACCUCAGGGCCGACACAAGUACCUUCUUUCAGCGUGGCGCUCUUCUCUUCUUUGCCGUUCUCAUGAACGCGCUUGGUUGUGGUCUCGAAAUGCUGACUCUGUACGCCCAACGAGCGAUCAUAGAGAAACACUCCCGAUAUGCUCUCUACCAUCCAUCUGCCGAAGCAGUUUCAUCAGUGAUCAUGGAUUUGCCUUACAAGAUUCUCAACACCAUUACAUCGAAUCUAGUUCUCUACUUUAUGACCAACUUGAGAAGAGAACCCGGUGCUUUCUUUUUCUUUGUCUUCACCUCGUUCGUUCUGACUCUCACCAUGUCCAUGUUCUUCCGGUCUAUGGCAUCGCUCUCCAGAUCCCUUGUUCAAGCUUUACCAUUCUCCGCCGUUCUGCUCCUCGGUCUCAGCAUGUAUACCGGAUUCGCUAUCCCAACAGGGUAUAUGCUGGGGUGGGCUCGCUGGAUUGCCUAUCUCAACCCUAUCAACUAUGGCUUUGAGUCCCUCUUGAUCAAUGAGUUCCACAACCGUGACUUCACGUGCAUGAAUUUUGUUCCAUCAGGCCCUCUCUACACGGAUCUCGGGCCUACCAAUCAUGUUUGCUCCACCGUCGGGUCAGUACCCGGACAGCGCUCUGUCAAUGGCGACUCAUACAUCCACUCAGCGUAUGGAUAUACUGUUUCGCAUAAGUGGAGAAAUAUCGGAGUCAUAUUCGCCUAUAUGUUCCUGCUCGGUGCUGUCUAUCUAGUCGCCACUGACCUUAUUACCGAGAAAAAGCCGAAGGGCGAAAUUCUUAUUUUUCCUCGCGGGCACAAAGCUUUGAAGAAGGGCAAGUCAGAUGAAGAUCUUGAAGGGGGCAGUGGUCGCAACGUCUCUGUCAAGAAGACCGAUCCGGACGACCUUGCCAUGGUCGAACGCCAGACCGCAAUCUUCCAGUGGAAGGACGUCUGCUUCGAUAUCAAUGUUGGAAAAGAGAAUCAUCGCAGGAUUCUUGACCACGUUGACGGAUGGGUCAAGCCAGGGACCUUGUCGGCACUUAUGGGGGUCUCUGGGGCUGGAAAGACCACUCUAUUGGAUGUUCUGGCUACGCGGACCACUAUGGGGGUCAUCAGUGGAGAAAUACUCGUGGAUGGCAACCCGCGUGAUGAUUCCUUUCAACGCAAGACCGGCUACGCUCAGCAACAAGAUCUGCAUUUGGGUACUGCUACAGUGCGAGAAGCGCUUGAGUUCUCUGCUCUUCUACGUCAACCUGCUCAUUUUUCUCGUCAAGAGAAAGUUGACUACGUGACAGAAGUGAUUAAGCUUCUUGACAUGACUGAAUAUGCUGAUGCUGUAAUCGGUAUCCCUGGCGACGGUCUCAAUGUUGAGCAACGAAAACGUCUCACGAUCGGGGUCGAGCUUGCGGCCAGACCGGCUCUGCUUCUUUUCUUGGACGAACCGACCUCGGGGCUUGAUUCUCAGACAUCCUGGGCUAUUCUUGAUCUCCUCGACAAACUGAAAAAGAAUGGCCAAGCUAUUUUGUGUACCAUCCAUCAGCCAUCUGCAAUGCUGUUCCAGCGCUUUGAUCGUCUCCUCUUUCUUCAAGCCGGUGGUCGCACCGUUUACUUUGGAGAAAUUGGCCAAAACUCGCAAAUUCUGAUUGACUACUUCAUCCGCAACGGUGGCCCUCCAUGUCCUCCAGCCGCCAAUCCCGCCGAAUGGAUGCUCGACGUGAUCGGUGCCGCCCCUGGAAGCCACACCGACAUAAACUGGUUCGAGACGUGGGUUAAUUCCCCGGAGUACGCACGAGUCCAAGAGCACCUUGCCGGGAUGAAACACGAACUUUCUCAACAAGCCAACUUGUCCCGCACCACGCUCGACCAAAAGCGCAAAUACAAAGGCCACUAUCGUGAAUUCGCUGCUCCGUUCUGGGCUCAGCUUCGCGAAGUCCAAAUCCGAGUCUUCCAGCAAAUCUGGCGCUCACCAACCUACAUCUACUCCAAGGCCGCCCUCUGCGUCUUGUCCGCUCUCUUCGUCGGCUUCUCUCUCUUCCACGCACCCAACACGAUCCAAGGACUCCAGAACCAGAUGUUCGGCAUCUUCAUGCUACUCACUCUCUUCGGCCAGCUCAUCCAGCAAAUCAUGCCGCAUUUCGUCGCCCAGCGCGCACUGUAUGAAGUCCGCGAACGCCCCUCAAAGACUUACUCUUGGAAAGCUUUUAUGAUCUCCAACAUCGUCGUCGAACUCCCCUGGAACUCACUCAUGUCUGUCCUUAUGUUUCUGUGUUGGUACUACCCGAUCGGUCUGUACCACAACGCCGAACCAACAGACGCGGUGACCCUGCGGGGCACGCAAAUGUGGCUGAUGAUCUGGACCUUCCUCCUGUUCUCGUCCACCUUUGCGCAUUUCAUAAUCUCAGCAUUCGAUGCCGCCGAGAACGCCGGAAAUAUGGGCAAUCUCCUCUUCUUGCUUUGCCUGCUUUUCUGCGGCGUUCUGGCGACACCAGAUCAGCUCCCUGGGUUUUGGAUCUUUAUGUACCGCGUUUCGCCGUUCACAUACCUGGUCAGCGGGAUGCUCUCUGUGGGUAUAUCGAACACGGAUGUAACCUGCGCAACUAACGAGUACCUGCGCUUUGACCCAGUUAAUGCGACUUGCGGAGAGUAUAUGGAGUCGUACAUUUCGAAUAUGGGUGGGUAUCUUCAAGACGAGAUGGCGACUUCUGACUGCAGCUUCUGCCCAAUCAAAGAGACGAAUGUGUUUCUCAGUCGUGUUUCGUCAAACUACUCAGAUAUAUGGAGGAACUUUGGGCUCAUGUGGGUAUACAUCGCCUUUAAUAUCUUUGCGGCGUGUUUGUUGUACUGGUGGCUUCGUGUUCCGAAGGUCAAGAAGCCAGUCGCUGAGAUCGAGUAA